UGUGCAAUGUUUUCAUUGAACUGUCAACUGGAUCAGUAGCCAACACAGCUGCUGAAGUUUUGCUAUUUGAGAAUUUUACACAAGAAUUUCAUUAAUUUCACGCAAAAGGAAUUGUUAAAAUGGUGAUACAACAAUUGAAAGCAGUGGUGCUAAGCAUUAUCAAGUUAUUUAGGCGUAUGAUGUGUUGUUUUUCAUUUGGGCGACGGCGUAAACCCAGCUUUUCCGAACCAAUGGAAAUAAAAAUAGUUGUUGACGGGGGACAAGCGACACUACCGGUGGGGGCGCAGUCGCCGAAUUCUACACGGUUAACACAAACAACACAACACGUGGAUAGAGACUGGAACACUUGGGAUGAUAGUCCGCGUACGGUCACAGAGCAUAUAGAACAGUAUCGGCAGAGGCUAGCCAAACCGCCAACGCCACCACCAGCAGAACAAGAACCAGAUUUCUUCACAGAAUUAGCGCCCGUCAUAAAACCACAACCUAAAUAUUACCUCGGUGACGAUAGCGCUGAUAAAGCGAAUUUUUCAAGAUUAAAAGCUACAACCGAUGUGCCAAUCGCAAUGAAUGCUGAUCUUGAAGACUGGGUAGACGAUUCCGUCGAUGGCGGCUGGGAUGAAUUGGACACAGAGCAAACUAAGCAACUGAUACGUGAAAAUCGUCGACAAAUGCGUCAGCAACGUCAACAGAAAACCGCCAAAACUGCCGGAAUUGAAGCCACACAAAUGGCGCGUAGUGCCCAGCAUAGUCGUACAUAGUAUAGGUGGUCAUCACGGGAUCACUAUGAUAACUAUGAAUUGCAUAUACUGACAUAGGGAACUCGAGUACAAUUUGAGUGUAUGUUUUUUUUAUUUUUAAUUAGUUUAGUUAACGCCGUUGUAAAUACACUAUUGGUAGGUGUAAACACAGCGACACACACAAACACACCACUAAACGCAAUAUAAAAGUGCAAGUGUGAUUCUGAUUUUAUGACUGCUUAUUAUUGUUAUAGUAAAUUUAUGCAUAAGGAAUUGUAAUAUAAAAAAAUUGAUAAAUUACAUUCCUAAAUAAAGUGCAAUUUUUAUUUAUUUACGAAAAAUAA
This is a messenger RNA of Zeugodacus cucurbitae (melon fly), 1081 nucleotides long. RefSeq lists its product as uncharacterized. The transcript is spliced from 4 exons. The coding region runs from base 120 to 758 and encodes 212 amino acids. Lineage: Eukaryota; Metazoa; Arthropoda; Insecta; Diptera; Tephritidae. Gene Ontology annotation, cellular component: secretory granule. The record is from RefSeq and is a predicted model, not a curated record.